GCAAAGACUGUAGAAAUAUGAAUUCUACAGACCUGAGUGCAGCCUCCUAUGUUCUCUGCUGCUGCUGUCACAGAAAAACCUGGUUGCACUCAACAGGAGGGCUACCCAUCCUGAAACAAAGCAUUUGGUUUGUAGAGCUAUGCUGAAAGUGUGAAGGAGCAUCAUGAACAGAUACGAUACUCUCAAGCCGCUUGGAGAUGGGACCUAUGGUUCUGUUCUCCUGGGAAGAAGCCUCGAGUCAGGACAACUGGUUGCUAUUAAAAAAAUGAAAAGGAAGUUUUAUUCUUGGGAAGAAUGCAUUAAUCUCAGAGAGGUCAAGUCCCUGAAGAAAUUAAACCAUGCCAAUGUAGUCAAACUGAAGGAAGUUAUCAGGGAAAACGAUAAUCUUUAUUUUGUGUUUGAAUAUAUGAAGGAAAAUCUCUACCAGUUGAAAGAUAGGACCAAGUUGUUUCCAGAAUCAGCUGUAAGAAACAUCAUGUAUCAGAUACUGCAAGGAAUGGCCUUUAUUCAUAAACAUGGAUUUUUUCACAGAGAUAUGAAACCAGAAAAUCUACUAUGCAUGGGACCAGAACCAGCUGACUUUGGACUUGCCCGUGAAAUUAGAUCUCGACCACCUUAUACUGAAUAUGUCUCAACAAGAUGGUGAGUUCUUUAUUGCAGCUUCAAAUAGGAGAUUUUUAUGGAAAA
This is a messenger RNA of Polyodon spathula (Mississippi paddlefish), 687 nucleotides long. Its product is annotated as serine/threonine-protein kinase ICK-like. Gene Ontology annotation, molecular function: protein serine/threonine kinase activity; ATP binding. Gene Ontology annotation, biological process: cilium assembly; intraciliary transport; protein phosphorylation. The coding region runs from base 164 to 646 and encodes 160 amino acids. The record is from RefSeq and is a predicted model, not a curated record. The transcript is spliced from 5 exons. Gene Ontology annotation, cellular component: nucleus; cytoplasm; cilium. Lineage: Eukaryota; Metazoa; Chordata; Actinopteri; Acipenseriformes; Polyodontidae.